This is a messenger RNA of Malassezia restricta, 372 nucleotides long. RefSeq names its product large subunit ribosomal protein L35e. NCBI's taxonomy places the organism in Eukaryota, Fungi, Basidiomycota, Malasseziomycetes, Malasseziales, Malasseziaceae. The coding region runs from base 1 to 372 and encodes 123 amino acids. Gene Ontology annotation, cellular component: cytosolic large ribosomal subunit; ribosome. Gene Ontology annotation, biological process: maturation of LSU-rRNA from tricistronic rRNA transcript (SSU-rRNA, 5.8S rRNA, LSU-rRNA); translation. The record is from RefSeq and is a predicted model, not a curated record. The transcript has 3 exons. Gene Ontology annotation, molecular function: structural constituent of ribosome; mRNA binding.
AUGGCCAAGGUUCGCACCCAGGAUCUCCAGAACAAGUCCAAGGUGGACCUUCUCGACCAAGUGGCUGAGCUCCGCAAGGAACUCCUCAGUCUUCGUGUCCAGAAGGUUGCCGGUGGUGCCUCGAGCAAGAUCGCCCGCAUUAACACGGUCCGCAAGAACAUUGCCCGUGUGCUCACCGUGAUCAACCUUAAGCAGCGUGCUAACAUGCGUGAGUUUUACAAGAACAAGAAGUUCCAGCCCCUGGACCUUCGCCCCAAGAAGACUCGUGCCCUUCGCCGCAAAAUGACGAAGCACGAGCUCUCUCAGAAGACGGAGCGCCAGCACAAGAAGGACGUGCACUUCGGUGUCCGCCGCUACGUUCUCAAGGCAUAA